UGCUGCCAAUCAGUGCCACCUAUCAGUGCCAGUCAGUGUCGCCUAUCAGUGCGCAUCCGUGCCAGCCAUCAGUGCUGCCUAUCAGUGCCAUAUAUCAGUGUCAUGUAUCAGUGCUGCCUUUCAGUGCCCAUCAGUGAUGCCUGUCAAUGCCCAUCAGUGCAACCUACCAGUGCCUCCUCAUCAGUGCCCAUGAGUGCCACCUAUCAGUGUCCGUCAGUGCAGCCUAUCAGUGCCCACCACUGCAGCCUCAUUAGCGCACAUCAGUGAAGGAGAAUAAUCACUUAUUUACAAAAUUGCAUAA
This is a messenger RNA of Staurois parvus, 301 nucleotides long. Lineage: Eukaryota; Metazoa; Chordata; Amphibia; Anura; Ranidae. The record is from the annotation of a GenBank genome assembly.